Messenger RNA from Guillardia theta CCMP2712, 258 nucleotides. RefSeq lists its product as hypothetical. Gene Ontology annotation, cellular component: nucleus; cytoplasm. The record is from RefSeq and is a predicted model, not a curated record. Lineage: Eukaryota; Cryptophyceae; Pyrenomonadales; Geminigeraceae. The transcript has 3 exons. The annotation marks the transcript as partial. Gene Ontology annotation, molecular function: protein binding.
UUGCAGUACGCUUGCGACCAGAACUUCUUCCGUGCAGCUGAGCUCCUGUUGAAUGCUGGCGCUUCGGUUGAUCACAAGGAUAAUCACGGACGGACUGCCCUCCACCGGGCCUGCAUCUACUCGUCAUUGAACAUAGCUCGUUUGCUGAUAUCGUACGGAGCUGACUAUAAUGCCAAGGACAUUCUGCUGGAUAGGCCUCUGCACAUCGCAGCAAUUUGGGGCAACACAGAGAUUGCGGAAUACUUGCUAAAGAAAGGG